AUGCCCAGACCAACAUUUGCUGACAUGAAAAACGACCUCAUUUUGAGGGCUGCUAAAGGCGAGAAGGUGGAGAGGCCCCCAGUGUGGAUAAUGAGACAAGCAGGAAGAUACUUGCCAGAAUAUCACGAGGUCAAGGGAACAAGGGAUUUUUUUGAAACAUGCAGAGAUGCGGAAGUUGCUAGUGAAAUAACGAUCCAGCCAAUCAGACAUUUUCCAGGGUUAAUAGACGCAGCCAUCAUCUUCAGCGAUAUUCUGGUGAUUCCCCAGGCCAUGGGCAUGGAGGUCCAGAUGGUGGAUAAAGUGGGCCCUUCAUUUCCCCACCCAUUGAGGCACCCAGAUGACCUCUUGAAGCUGAGAAAAGACGUUGACGUUACCAAGGAGCUGGCUUGGGCUUUUAAGGCUAUCACACUUACGCGGACAAAGCUUGCUGGAGAGGUACCAUUGCUCGGAUUUUGCGGAGCGCCAUGGACUCUGUUGGUUUACAUGGUGGAAGGUGCCGGGACAAAAAUGUUCAGAUUUGCAAAGGAGUGGAUAUACAAGUACGAAGAUGCGACACAUGAGUUGUUGCAAAGAAUAACCGAUGUGGCCGUGGAUUUCCUGGCUCACCAAGUGUUAGCUGGAGCCCAGAUGUUACAGGUUUUUGAGUCCUGGGGAGGAGAACUCGGACCCGAGGAAUUUGAUGUUUUUUCAAAGCCCUACAUACAGCAAAUUGCCGAAAGACUUCCGCUGAAGCUCCAGGAGCUUGGAAUCACGGAAAAGAUCCCCGUAACAAUCUUCGCAAAGGGCUCGUGGUAUGCUCUGGAUGAACUGUGUGGUCUGGGCUACGAUGCUGUCUCGCUGGACUGGACUUAUCGCCCAGAAGAUGCGGUUAAGGUUGCAAAGGGAAGGGUUGCCUUGCAGGGAAACUUGGACCCAUGCACUAUUUACGGGUCUAAGGAGACAAUUACCCGUAAGGUGGAGACCAUGAUCAAGGGCUUUGGCGGUGGAAAGCAGAACUACAUCAUCAACUUUGGCCAUGGUACGCAUCCGUUCAUGAAGCCUGAACAAAUUGAGUGGUUUCUGAAGGAGUGCCAUCGUGUCGGAAGUCUUUGA
Messenger RNA from Kuraishia capsulata CBS 1993, 1092 nucleotides. RefSeq lists its product as uncharacterized. The record is from RefSeq and is a predicted model, not a curated record. The transcript has a single exon. Gene Ontology annotation, biological process: heme biosynthetic process. Lineage: Eukaryota; Fungi; Ascomycota; Pichiomycetes; Pichiales; Pichiaceae. Bases 1 to 1092 code for a protein of 363 amino acids. Gene Ontology annotation, cellular component: cytosol. Gene Ontology annotation, molecular function: uroporphyrinogen decarboxylase activity.